AUGGCAGCCUCCAAGCAGACCUCCCGCUGGGGCAGCUUCCUCCAGCAAGCCGUCGCGGGCGUCGAGUCUCGGCUGGAUAAUAUCCUUGCUGAGGGCGUGGAGGAGCAGAUGCAGAAUGCUGCCGCGCAGCAUCAGCAGCAGAGCCAAUUGCAGAGUCAGCUGAGGACUGGGUCACCAGUCAAUGGUGGUGGUGCUCCUGUUGGGAAGGUAGAAGGAGUUUCCAAAUCGGCUUCUACGAGUAAUCGAGCGCCUGAUAGACUUCAAGAGCGAUUGGCAAGGGCUAUUGCCAACAAGCAGAAGGGGGAAGCUGGGAGUGGGACUGCGAGUGGGGUGCCGAGUAGGGUGGGCAGCCCGGUGACGGUGUCGGUGGGAAGUAGUCCGAGGCAAAGCUUGGAUCAUACAAUGCCGAAGGCUACGAAUAGUGCCAGACAGAGUAUUGAUGUCCCUGCUGCGGUGAAGGCUGAGAACACGGAGGAUGGGAAGGCGGAGGAGGUACAAAAGACCACGGAGGAGAGUAGUGAUGUGAAAGAGGUGCAGGCAGAAGCUUCUCCUAUUGCUAUAGAGCCUGGAAGCUCGACCGUUGAGAAAGUGGUGGGGACGACAGAGUCCAAUGGCCAAUUAUUGAAGACAGAGACUGAGGCUUCCCCAAGACCGUCAGCGGAGUCUUCAAUACCGAGUUUACCUAGGGACUCGAUUGACUCGGCGAGACAACCUAGCCUGCCACCUUCUAUGGACCUGCCUCCGGCUGAUCGAGCGACUAGCAGCAUUGCUACAUUCAAGUCAACAGAGGAACUCGAGUCGCUUUACAAAAAGCUACAAACGGACUACGAGACCGCUGAACUUCAACGCCAAGAAGAAAUCCAUGGAUAUAUUGAGCGCAUAGAUGCGCUACAGUCCAAGCUACAGUAUCUAGCCAAAGAAGGCGCUGAAGCAGCUCGGAAAGCCAGCGGUGCCGCUCCAAGCGGGAGUCUGGAGAAGAAGCUCGCAGACAAGGAGGAGCAGAUCGCUUUGCUCAUGCAGGAGGGUCAGAAGCUUUCCAAGAAGGAAGUCAACCAGCUCACCACGAUCAAGAAACUCCGCGCCAAGAUCCAGGAAGACAGCAAAGCUGUUGAAGAAGCGAAGCGGAAGCAGGAGAUUGCUGAGCGGGACAUGGCUAUCUUGGCGGAACGAUUGAAGAGAGCUGAGACGUUCGAGAAACGACUCGGCGAGAAGCAGAAAGAAGUCACGCAACUGCAGAAGGAUGUGGAGACGCUGAAGACGGCAAACGAGGUGAAAAACUCGGCUGUUAUGGAGCUUGAAGCUGAGCUUAAGGAAGCCAUUGCGCAAGGCAAGGAAGCGGAGAUGAAGGCUGCCAACGAGGCUCUCGAGGCCGAGAAGAAGCGUGUUGCUGAGCUGGAAGACGAUAUUUCAAAUCUGAAGAUCGAGAAGGAUUUGGUCGCUGAUCGGGCACGAGCGCAGGUCAAAGAGCUGAAGGAGAAGGCUGAGAAAGAUGCAGAACGUGCUCGGGUGGUGGAGAUGGAGAUGAAGAAUGAGCUACAGAUGUUGGAGAGCAAGUUAGAGGUUAUGAGGGCUAGGGCUGAAGAGGUGUCUUCCGGGGCUACGGGCGAUGCUCAGGCCAAGCUACUGAGGCAGAUUGAGACGCUGCAGACUCAGUAUGCGGUUGCUAGUGAGAAUUGGCAGGGCAUUGAAUCCUCGCUUAUCGCACGGGCGACGAGUCUAGAGAAAGAGAGAGAUGAGGCUGCGAAGAGGGAAAGCGAUGUUAGGAGGAAAGCUCGGGAAGCUACUCUAAAAGCAAAGCGCAACGAAGACGAGCUCGAAGAGUCCCGAUCCAAAAUGCCCAGCUUCCAAAAAGAACUCGCCGAACACAAAGCCAAGCUAGACACGCUGCAGCAAAGAGCUGAGGCGGCUGAAGCAGCUCUAAUCGAAGCCCGCGCCACCUUCGAGCAAGAGAAACUCGCCUGGCAAUCCGAGCUGCAGAACCGCAUCGACGAAGAGCGCCAAAAGCUGCAAGAAGAAACAAUUCAAAAUCCCGGUUCGUUCUCCUACCGCCCCGGGUCACCCGUGGCAUCUACCCGCCGCGGCAUCACGUCCGAGUAUGUUGGGCUCCAGAACCUACAUAUCCGCCGCACCUCCGCCUUCUCUGUCAUCAACGAAGUCUCAGCCUCGCCAACCGGGUACGUGGGAAGAAGAACGUCGGCGCAGCCGCUCAGACAAGCUAGUGGGAAUGCGACGCCGAAGCGGCAGGACUCGAUGCAGAGUCUGAUGGAGAAGCGCAAGGAGGACGAGAAUAAUGUCGAGAGUCCGCCCGCGCAUACGGAGAACGACUCCUUCUUCGAGCAGAACGUGUCAGCGUCCUCGCCGGACCAGACGAUCAACGACCUCGUAUCUGUGUCCACAGCUGGCGCCGGGCCCUCGGUCCAACUCGUCGAACGCAUGUCCUCGGCCGUGCGCCGGCUCGAGAGCGAGAAGGUUGCGACGAAGGAAGACCUGGCGAGGCUGGCGGCGCAGCGGGACGAAGCGCGCGCGGAGAUCGUGGCACUGAUGCGGGAGGUGGAAGCGAAGCGGAAGGUGGACGAGCGGGCCCAGCAGCUGGAGGCUGAGGUCGAGAGGCUGAAUGAGCGGUACCAGACGACGCUGGAGAUGCUGGGCGAGAAGAGCGAGAUGGUUGAAGAGCUCAAGGGGGACGUGAGCGAUCUGAAGGCUAUGUAUCGGGAGUUGGUCGAGAGGACUCUGAAGUGA
Drepanopeziza brunnea f. sp. 'multigermtubi' MB_m1 is the source of this 2739-nucleotide messenger RNA. RefSeq lists its product as uncharacterized. The record is from RefSeq and is a predicted model, not a curated record. NCBI's taxonomy places the organism in Eukaryota, Fungi, Ascomycota, Leotiomycetes, Helotiales, Drepanopezizaceae. Gene Ontology annotation, cellular component: endoplasmic reticulum; Golgi apparatus.